This is a messenger RNA of Talaromyces marneffei, 4236 nucleotides long. RefSeq lists its product as uncharacterized. Gene Ontology annotation, biological process: transmembrane transport. Gene Ontology annotation, molecular function: ATP binding; ABC-type transporter activity; ATP hydrolysis activity. The transcript is spliced from 2 exons. Gene Ontology annotation, cellular component: membrane. Lineage: Eukaryota; Fungi; Ascomycota; Eurotiomycetes; Eurotiales; Trichocomaceae. The record is from RefSeq and is a predicted model, not a curated record. Bases 1 to 4236 code for a protein of 1411 amino acids.
AUGGACCAAGAUUACAAUCAUACAUUAUCGUCACCACCAGAGAAGAUGAGCCCCUCGAAAAGGCCAGAGCCAGCCCAUCACUGGCCCCUCAGACACAAAGUUCUCGCCACAAAAGACCGGGAAGCCCGCUCCGGCUUCAAGGCUCGCGAACUCGGCGUAACAUGGCAGGGACUCAACGUGGACGUCAUCAGCGCCGAAGCCGCAGUCAACGAAAACGCGCUCUCACAGUUCAAUAUCCCAAAAAAGGUCACUGAGUCUAGGCACAGGAAACCGCUUCGGCGGAUUCUGAGUGAUAGUCAUGGCUGCGUGAAACCUGGAGAGAUGUUACUUGUUCUUGGUCGACCCGGGUCAGGCUGCACGACGCUUUUGAAUAUGAUUGCCAAUCGACGAGGCGGGUAUUCUUCUGUGUCAGGCGAUGUGUGGUAUGGCUCUAUGACGCCGCAAGAGGCAGAGGCAUAUCGGGGACAGAUUGUGAUGAAUUCCGAGGAAGAGAUCUUCUUCCCCACCCUGACAGUUGGUCAGACCCUCGAUUUUGCAACUAGAGUCAAAAUUGCGCAUCAUGUCCCCCAAGAUGUGGAGUCACAGGAGGCUUUACGUCUCGAAACGAAAGAGUUUUUGCUAGAGUCGAUGGGCAUCUCGCAUACGCAUGGUACCAUGGUGGGCAAUGAGUAUGUGCGUGGUGUCUCUGGCGGCGAAAGAAAACGUGUUUCAAUUAUUGAGACGUUAGCCACAAGAGGGUCGGUGUAUUGUUGGGAUAAUAGUACCCGUGGCCUCGAUGCUAGUACCGCGUUGAGUUAUACAAAGGCUAUUCGAGCAAUGACGGAUGUGCUGGGAUUGGCGACUAUUGUCACUUUGUAUCAGGCCGGAAACGGUAUUUAUGAUUUAUUCGACAAUGUGCUUGUUCUCGAUGAAGGCAAGGAGGUCUUCUAUGGACCCUUGAAGGAGGCUCGUCCGUACAUGGAGAAUCUUGGGUUUGUCUGUCGAGACGGCGCCAAUGUUGCUGAUUAUUUGACUGGUGUCACUGUGCCGACUGAACGAUUAAUCCGUGACGGUUAUGAGCAUACCUUUCCUCGAAAUGCGGACAUGUUGCUUGAGGAAUACAAGAAAUCUAACAUUUAUCCCAAAAUGAUUGCCGAGUACGAUUUUCCUUCGACUCAAAGAGCGCUGGAAAAUACUCAAACGUUCAAGGAAGCAGUGUCCCACGACAAACAUCCUCAACUACCCAAGUCAAGUCCAUUGACAUCCAGUUUUGCAACUCAGGUCAAGGCCGCAGUUAUUCGACAGUACCAAAUCCUAUGGGGUGACAAAGCCUCUUUUCUGAUCAAGCAAGUCUCUUCCCUCGUUCAGGCUCUGAUUGCUGGUUCUUUGUUUUACAACGCUCCGAACAAUAGUGCAGGACUAUUCGUCAAGUCUGGUGCCCUAUUUUUCUCGUUGCUAUACAACUCUCUCGUCGCCAUGAGUGAAGUCACGGAUUCAUUCACUGGACGUCCUGUCUUGAUCAAACACAAGACCUUCGCCAUGUAUCAUCCCGCCGCGUUUUGCAUCGCGCAGAUUGCAGCUGAUAUUCCCAUAAUCUUGUUCCAAGUCAGUAUCUUUGGCAUUGUGUUGUAUUUCAUGGUUGGCUUAACCGCAUCUGCGGGUGCAUUCUUCACCUAUUGGAUCGUUGUUAUUUCUGCCUCUAUGUGUAUGACUGCGCUCUUCCGCGCAAUCGGCGCUGCAUCAGCCAACUUUGAUGAUGCAUCCAAGAUUUCAGGUCUGGUUGUCACGGCCACGCUCAUGUAUAAUGGUUACAUGAUUAUGAAACCCCAUAUGCACCCCUGGUUCGUAUGGUUGUACUGGAUUGAUCCACUCGCGUAUGGAUUCGAGGCUCUGCUCGGAAACGAGUACAAGGGCAAAAUCAUUCCUUGCGUUGGCAACAAUAUCAUCCCCACUGGACCGGGAUAUACGGAUUCUGCAUACCAGUCUUGUGCCGGUGUCGGCGGUGCUGUCCAGGGACAGACUUUCGUCACGGGAGAAGCAUACCUCAAGUCUCUCUCGUACAGCUCGUCGCAUGUAUGGCGCAAUUUUGGUAUCUUAUGGGCAUGGUGGGCUCUCUUUGUGGCCAUCACCAUCUACUCAACUUCUCGCUGGCGAAUGUCCUCCGAAAACGGACCCUCGCUACUCAUCCCACGCGAAAAUCUGAAAAUAGUUCAACAGAAAAACACGCUCGAUGAAGAAGCUGCUCUUCCCCCAUCUGCAGACAGCGGCGUGAGCAGCUCAGCGAAUACCCUCGCCGAGAAAACAGCCGACAAAUCCAGCCAACCGGACAUUGACAACAACCUCAUCCGAAAUACGUCCGUCUUCACAUGGAAGAAUCUGUGUUACACUGUCAAGACACCCUCCGGUGAUCGUUUACUGCUUGAUAAUGUCCAAGGAUGGGUCAAACCAGGCAUGCUGGGAGCGUUGAUGGGUUCUUCGGGUGCCGGUAAGACGACGUUGCUUGAUGUUCUUGCCCAGCGCAAGACCGAAGGAACAAUUCAUGGAUCCGUGAUGGUCGAUGGCCGUCCAUUGCCACUCUCUUUCCAGCGUUCGGCCGGUUAUUGUGAGCAGCUUGAUGUGCAUGAACCCUACGCCACCGUUCGCGAGGCCCUUGAGUUCUCCGCUCUGUUGCGUCAGCCCAGUGAUGUCCCCCGCGAAGAGAAAUUGAAAUACGUCAACUUCAUCAUUGACUUGCUCGAACUGCAUGAUAUCGCCGAUACUCUGAUUGGCAAAGUCGGCUGCGGUCUAUCCGUCGAACAGCGCAAACGAGUCACCAUCGGCGUCGAACUGGUCUCCAAGCCCAGUAUCCUCAUCUUCCUCGACGAGCCCACGUCUGGUCUUGACGGUCAAUCAGCCUACAAUACCGUCCGUUUCCUUCGCAAACUAGCUAAUGUCGGCCAAGCCGUUCUCGUCACGAUCCAUCAACCCUCUGCCCAACUCUUUGCUCAAUUCGAUACUCUUCUGUUGCUUGCCAAAGGCGGCAAGACCGUGUACUUCGGUGAUAUUGGUGACAACGGCGCCACGGUCAAGGAAUACUUUGGUCGAUACGGUGCUCCCUGUCCAUCUGAGGCAAAUCCAGCCGAACACAUGAUCGAUGUUGUUUCUGGCGAUCUGUCCCAGGGCCGAGACUGGAAUAAAGUCUGGCUCGAGUCUCCCGAGUUUGAGGCUACAAGCCGUGAACUAGACGCUAUCAUCGCCGAAGCAGCUUCCAAACCACCCGGCACACUAGACGACGGCAGGGAAUUCGCGACUCCGCUAUGGGAACAAACCAAGAUCGUGACGCAGCGGAUGAACGUCGCCUUGUACCGUAACACCGACUAUCUCAACAACAAGUUCAUGCUACACAUCUUUUCCGCGCUGUUCAACGGGUUCAGUUUCUGGAUGAUCGGCAACACCGUCAACGACCUACAAAUGCGCCUCUUUACCGUGUUUCAGUUCAUCUUCGUCGCCCCCGGCGUCAUUGCACAAUUGCAGCCACUCUUCAUCGAACGGCGCGACAUCUACGAAGCACGCGAAAAGAAAUCGAAAAUGUACUCCUGGGUCGCCUUCGUGACAGGACUAAUCGUCUCUGAGCUUCCGUAUCUGUGUAUUUGUGCCGUGCUGUACUUUGUGUGCUGGUACUACACCGUCGGGUUUCCGUCGGACAGCAACAAGGCCGGCGCCACGUUCUUCGUCAUGCUCAUGUAUGAGUUCGUGUAUACCGGUAUUGGACAAUUCAUUGCUGCAUAUGCACCAAAUGCAGUGUUUGCGUCUCUCGCGAAUCCAUUGUUGAUUGGUGUCCUGGUCUCGUUCUGUGGUGUGCUAGUGCCUUACAUGCAGAUUCAAGAGUUUUGGCGAUACUGGAUUUAUUACCUCAACCCGUUUAACUACUUGAUGGGCAGUAUGCUCACAUUCACGGUAUGGGAUAGUCCCGUCCGCUGCGCCGAGCGUGAGUUCGCCGUUUUCAACACACCCAACGCGACGACUUGCGCGGACUAUCUGGCUGAGUAUUUGAGUGGGUUCGGCGCUGCUGCAUACCUGGAAAAUCCGGACGCCACGUCGGGCUGUCGAGUGUGUCAGUACCAGCAGGGUAGCGAUUAUCUCAAGGCGUUGAAUCUCAAGGAGUAUUAUUAUGGGUGGAGGGAUGCGGGGAUUGUGGUGAUUUUUGUGAUUUCGUCGUAUGCGAUGGUGUAUGCGUUGAUGAAGUUGAGGACGAAGGCGAGUAAGAAGGCCGAAUAG